Molecule: messenger RNA, 1359 nt
Organism: Saccharomyces kudriavzevii IFO 1802
Lineage: Eukaryota; Fungi; Ascomycota; Saccharomycetes; Saccharomycetales; Saccharomycetaceae
Gene: VPS9
Product: guanine nucleotide exchange factor VPS9
Exons: 1
Coding region: 1-1359 (452 amino acids)
Biological process (GO): vesicle-mediated transport
Cellular component (GO): cytosol; endocytic vesicle
Molecular function (GO): small GTPase binding; ubiquitin binding; guanyl-nucleotide exchange factor activity
Source: RefSeq, a predicted model, not a curated record
AUGGCAGAGGAUAGAAAGAGUGAAAUAUUGAAAGAAUUCGAUCCUUUGAACCAAUUCGUGUCUUCUGAAAAUGAUGACACGGUUGAAGAUGUGAUGUCCAAAAAAGAUGAUGCAAACACACAGACGGUCGAAGAAACGAAUAUGAACAUAUCCGCUCAAGAUAUGGGAGAUGAGGAGCCCUUUUAUGACUUCCAGUUGUUUAUUAAACAGCUUCAAACCCCUGAGGCAAGUCCUCUAGUCAAGUAUACAAAAUCGUUCUUACGAAACUUCUUGGCCCAAAGGCUUCUAUGGACAGUCACUGAAGAAAUCAAACUUAUCAAUGACUUUAAAAUGUUCAUUUAUGAUAAAUUCGCUUUGUAUGAGCCAUUCAAAAGUCUCGAUAGUUCCAAAAUCAGAAACGCCAGAGAAGGUAUAGAAAAGCUAAUAAUGGGGAAGCUUUAUUUCCGUUGUUUCUCGCCAAGUCUCUACGACACUCUGCAGAAGCCAUUAGAUGACCAACAUAUGAGGGAUUUGAACGACGACAACACGUUACAGGAGAAAAUUGAACAUUAUAGAUUCAUAAGUCCAGUCAUGCUAGAUAUCCCCGACACCAUGCCAACCGCCAAGCUAAAUAGAUUUGUCCAUUUGGCAAGUACAGAACUGGGUAAGAUAAAUAGGUUUAAAUCACCAAGAGACAAGAUGGUUUGCGUUCUAAACGCAAGCAAAGUCAUAUUUGGCCUACUGAAACAUACGAAGCUGGAACAAAACGGCGCUGAUAGCUUCAUACCCGUGCUAAUCUACUGUAUUUUGAAGGGACAAAUACAAUAUCUAAUCUCCAAUGUGAACUACAUUGAGAGGUUCAGAUCAACAGAAUUUUUGCGGGGCGAAGAAGAAUAUUAUCUGAGCAGCCUUCAAGCUGCAGUCAACUUUAUUAUGAAUCUAUCGGAAUCUUCCCUGACUAUCGAAAAUCACAAGGGCUUUGAAGAGGAAUACCAGGAGAACUUGAAACAAGUGGCCAAGGAGAAGGAUGAACACCAUAAACAAAGAAAAUUAGAUGUGCCAAACGAGUUACAAUCCAACGGCACUUUACUAAAGCCCUUAGAUGAAGUGACCAAUAUAGUAAUCUCCAAAUUCACUGAACUAUUCUCUCCUGUUGAAGAACCUACACAAGAAGAGACUUUAAACUCUGAACGAAGUAGUAAAGAAGAGGACGUUUCUCUAUUGAUCAAGAAAAUUGAAGAGAACGAGCGCAAGGAAACACUGAAGACUCUACAGAAUAUGUUUCCUGACAUGGAGCCAAGCCUGAUAGAGGAUGUCUGUUUUGCUAAGAAAUCACGUAUCGGACCUUGUGUUGAUGCCUUACUUUCCUUAUCCGAGUAA